Molecule: messenger RNA, 1549 nt
Organism: Triticum urartu
Lineage: Eukaryota; Viridiplantae; Streptophyta; Magnoliopsida; Poales; Poaceae
Source: RefSeq, a predicted model, not a curated record
AUGUCCAGCGGCACUCCAAUGGAGUUCGGCGAGCAUAGACUGGAGACCCGCGCGAGGGACACGGAUCUCUCAAUGGUGUACACCAUCGACCUGGCCGUGGUGGAUGACUACACCAACAGCGUUGAGCAGUUUCUUGCUGGAGACAAGUAUAAGGUGGUCGGCAUCGACCUCCAACAAAAAAAAUGCCACUGCCCACCCAUCCCACCCCACCUCCACCUCCACCCCGUCCCGCACACCCCAAAUCCCUGCAGCCACCACCCGCCUCCUCCCACCUGGCGCCGCCCCGCUUCCUCCUCCCGCCCGGCGCAGCCCUCCUCCCACCCGGCACCGCCCCGCCUCCUCCCACCCGGCGCCGCCCCGCCUCCUCCGACGCCGUCAUCGCCCGCCUCCUCCUCCUCCCGCCCGGCGCGGCUCUCCUCCCACCCGGCGCAGCCCUGCCUCCUCCUUCUCCCGCCCGGCACGGCCCUCCUCCCACCCGACGCCACCCCGCCUCCUCCUCCCGCCCGGCGCCGCCCCGCCUCAUCCUCCUCCAGCCCGGCGCGGCCCUCCUUCCACCUGGAGCCGCCUCGCCUCCUCCUCUCGGCUGGCGCGCCUCCGAUCCGCAAUGUCGCCCUCGUUUUUUCUACUACUAUGAGUGUGUGUGUGUGCGUGUGUGUGUGUGUGUGCAGUCAACGGGCCCCCUCCUCUGCUUCAGAUUUUGGAUAUGUGCGGAUUCAUUGUUGUGCAGUAUAGUUCCCGGGUGCCGCAGCUUGUUCUCGCCCAAGGUCGAGAAUCAUCAGGGCGAGAAGGAAAAGUGGGAGGAGUCCUGGCCACCCCUCACCAGCUUCUGCUCUGCCCACCCACUGCUACCCUACAACCGAAGCAGUUGGUCGCAGCGACCCCUGCAGCUCUCCUCCCUGAUAUGCAGAUCGCCAGCACGGCGCCCCUUCCUUGCCGCAGUUCAUUUCGGCCAUCGAAAAUGUCAUCCACACCACAGAUCGUGGAGCCAUGGUCGAGCAGUUGAGUUUUUCUAUUGUUGCAGUCCGUCACACGGGCACCUGCAAUAUGCAUCGCCCCCACCUGUGUUAAGCUCCGGCUCCCCUUGGAUCGAGCUGCCACCGGCGAGGUUUCUUCCAGAUGCAGUGCGGCAAGGCUGAAGUGUGCGGUUCCAUGGCAAUCUUUAUGUAGUUUGAUUCAAUCUUACCUACCCUUCCACGCCCCCUCGUCCGUCCCUGGAGCAGCGCGGGUUGGGUGGUGCAGUGCACGGAGACUCCGCGUGCAGUGCAUAAGUGCAUAUUGGGCAUGACGAAGGGUGUGUAGUUCGGCGUUCACUUUGUUCUUGAUAGCUUUUGUGCAGCUCAUGGCCGGCGGCAACAUGCGGUUUUUGUUUCGAGGAGCAUGCAGUUCGGUUCUGCAUCAGGGAGCCACGCCCCUGCACCUCCAACCAUGCUCCUCGCUGGGAUUUUUUUGCCUGAGAGGACAAAGACAACAUGUGGUUUUUGAGGAUUUUAUGUAUAAAAGUUAAGUGGACUUGUUUGAAAAUUGUUUACAAAAGAAGUUCAUUUCGAAU